Molecule: messenger RNA, 894 nt
Organism: Halichondria panicea
Lineage: Eukaryota; Metazoa; Porifera; Demospongiae; Suberitida; Halichondriidae
Product: alpha-protein kinase vwkA-like
Exons: 2
Coding region: 1-699 (232 amino acids)
Biological process (GO): protein phosphorylation
Molecular function (GO): protein serine/threonine kinase activity; ATP binding
Source: RefSeq, a predicted model, not a curated record
AUGAUUAAAGAAAGCAAAGAAUCGUACAUGUGGAAAUCUACAGACUGGAAUGUCACUGUGGAAAUGCACAAAGAAGCGCAGAAGCUUGCAGAAGGAUUCAACCGUUUUUCUAAGACCAAUUUCCCUUUGAAAUUCACCGAUGUUGACGUUGUAAUAAUAACAGAAACUAACACCCCCGACUCCACUCCUAAGCUGAAUGAGUACUGUGUUGUUGAGGACUACAUACCAGGACAGUUCAACAAGUGGUGUAACAAUUACGGUUUCAUUUCAGCUGAAGCCAAGAGCUCCAACUCCAGUAUGCCUGCCUUCAUGCACUGGAGUUGGUGUCACUCAAAUGGAGAGAAAAUGAUCUCAGACCUGCAAGGUGUUCGCAGUGAUGACCCACAAUCUUACACCCUUACAGAUCCUGCUAUGCUCUCCCUAACUAACAGCUAUGGAGUCACUGAUAUGGGAGUUGAAGGAAUGGCGAUGUUUUUCCUGCAUCACGAGUGCAGCUCAUUUUGUGAGAGAUUGUCUAAACCCAAAAAAAGCGAUUUCCUUGGAGUUAUUCCAGACAGGCAGCUCUCAGCUACUAUGCAGCAGUUAAAGAAUCUUGGAGAUGCAACGACGUACACUCACGAGCUCAAGUUCCCCCCUGGAGUGAGGGAAGGCAUCACAACCGUGUUCAGGAGAGUGGCACGUGGUGGAUACGUAUACUGACUGGAUCGCUACAUGGCAUGCAUUUUUAAUAGACAUUAUAUUUAUGCAGGGGUACAUGCAUUCGUUGAUCAGUAUAUAAUUGAUGUGCCCCCCUCCAUUUAAAUUAUUCACAUUAAUUCUUAUACCUUUGUUCACCAAACACUGUUUUUGAAUGCUCUAUAAUUAUGACAUGAUAUUUUAUAAACAUUGAAAAUG